GUUGUCUAUCAAGUUCCUCUAAAGGAAAAUCACGUCUUGAAGAGAAAUGUGGAUCAGCAGCUAAGGAUUAAGAUUAUAUAUGACAGAAGCGUUGAGGAUUUGUUACCUGAGAAAAGACACCUUAUAAAGAACAAACUUUUUCCACAAGCUAUAUCUUAUUUGGAGAAGACAUUUCAAGUGCGCAAAUCCACGGGUACUAUACUACUGAGCAGGCAGUGUGCGACAAACCAGUAUUUAAGGAGGAAAGCUGACCCUCACAGGUACUGCCGAGGAGCCUGCGCAGACCAUACAAGAUGUGGGCCAGUUAUCGUUCCCGAGAAGCACCUCCAGCAAUGCAGGGUGUGCAAUGAGAAUGAAUGGCCCUGUGGACCCACUGGCUUACCUGACCAAGAAGGUGUUCGAGACGCUGACUUUGUACUUUAUGUUAGUGCCCUCACUACUGAAAGGUGUGGCCAUGAAAAUAUCAUUGCAUAUGCAGCCUACUGCCAACUGGAAGCUGAGAUGGACAGGCCAAUAGCAGGAUAUGCUAACUUGUGUCCAAAUAUGAUUUCAACACAAGCUCAGGAAUUCGUUGGCAUGUUGUCUACAGUAAAACAUGAGAUUAUCCAUGCACUGGGUUUCUCUGCUGGACUGUUUGCAUUUUAUCGUGAUGAUGAUGGAAAACCUUUGACAACAAGAUAUGCAGAUGGACUCCCUCCUUUUAAUGAAAGCCUAGGCUUGUAUCAGUGGAGCAACAAAGUCGUUCAUAAAGCAGUGAGGCUGUGGGACAUACGUGGUGGAAAAAUGCUGCGCCAUGCUGUUUAUCUGCUGAUAACACCUCGUGUUGUUGAAGAAGCUCGAAAACAUUUUAAUUGUCCAAUUCUAGAGGGAAUGGAGCUUGAAAAUCAAGGUGGCAUGGGUACUGAGCUCAAUCACUGGGAGAAGAGAUUGUUGGAGAAUGAAGCAAUGACUGGAUCCCAUACACAGAAUCGAGUCUUUUCCAGGAUCACCUUGGCAUUAAUGGAAGACACAGGCUGGUAUAAAGCAAAUUACAGCAUGGCAGAGAAAUUAGAUUGGGGACGGAAUAAAGGCUGUGACUUUGUAAUGAAGAGCUGUAAAUUCUGGAUCGACCAAAAGAGGCAAAAGAGGCAAUUAAUCAGUCCAUACUGUGACACUUUGAGGAGUAAUCCUUUGCAGUUAACCUGCAGACAGGACCAAAGAGCAGUCGCAGUGUGCAACUUGCAGAAGUUUCCAAAGCAGUUACCUCAGGAAUAUCAGUAUUUUGACAAUCUUAACGGAGUACCAGCAGAAGAAUUGCCUUAUUAUGGUGGCUCAGUAGAAAUUGCUGACUAUUGUCCCUUUAGUCAAGAAUUCAGUUGGCAUUUAAGUGGUGAAUUUCAACGCAGCUCAGACUGUAGAAUAACUGAAAACCAACCAGACCCUACCAAAAACUAUGGUGUAGAGAAAUAUGGACCAAACUCUGUAUGUCUUAUUCAGAAAUCUGCUUUUGUCAUGGAACAGUGCAGGAGGAAACUCAGUUACCCCGACUGGGGUAGUGGAUGUUAUCAAGUUUCUUGUUCUCCACAAGGGCUGCAUGUUUGGGUCAAGGACACAGUGUACUUGUGCAGCCGCUCAGGUCAGGUGUUAACUGUGAGCAUUCAGAUGAACGGCUGGGUGCACGUUGGGAAUCUGAUUUGCCCAGCCUGUGCAGAUUUCUGUGACUCCUGCCCUCCAGAGCGGGAUCCUCCAGCUUCAAACUUCACAAGAGCUGCACCAAUCGACUUAUGCUCCUGCUCAUCUAGCCUGGUUGUAACCCUUUGGCUGUUGAUGGCUAACUUAAUUCCCCUGCUAACAGGGUUAUUUCUCUGCGCCUAGAGUUAAGCACGGGGCAAGAAGAUGUUCCGAGGUGAUACACCAUCAUGUUGCACUCCUUACUGUGGAGCACUGAGUUUUUUUGUCUCUGCAGGCAGCUCU
Messenger RNA from Antrostomus carolinensis (chuck-will's-widow), 1953 nucleotides. It is a transcript of the gene LMLN, whose product is annotated as leishmanolysin like peptidase. The annotation marks the transcript as partial. Gene Ontology annotation, molecular function: metalloendopeptidase activity. The transcript is spliced from 16 exons. Gene Ontology annotation, biological process: proteolysis; cell adhesion. Lineage: Eukaryota; Metazoa; Chordata; Aves; Caprimulgiformes; Caprimulgidae. The record is from RefSeq and is a predicted model, not a curated record. Gene Ontology annotation, cellular component: membrane; cytoplasm.